AUGGAUCACGACGGGCCCAUGGAGGAGAUUCCCCACAGCCAUCAUCACCACCAUCACCUUCAAUACCAUACUCAUCAUCACCAUCAUGGACCUCCUCAUGAUCAUGAUAUGACACUCGGAGAGCAGAACAAGGCUCACUUCAACAAUGUUGCUCCCGCUGUGUUUCAGUGGCCUUGGAUCGUGGAGCUGUGCAAUCAGAUCACAAGGGAGCUCCGUGCAAACAUUGAUUGGAUUGGAAUUCAACCUCCGUCAACUCGACCUACCAAGAUCUUAGAUUAUGCCUGUGGAAACGGCGUUGCGUCUCGAGCUCUAGCACCGUUCGUUUCCAGUGUCCGAGGCAUAGACAUCUCCUCUGGAAUGGUGGAACAGUACAACGACAUGGCCUUGAAAGGAGGCUUCUCGCCCGAAAAAGUCAAGGCCGUCCAAGGCGAUCUAGUCGACCCGAAAUCAACGCCCUCCCCGGAACUCAACUCGCCCGAAUUUUUCAACUUUGACCUAAUAAUCAUGUGCAUGGCACUCCACCACGUCGAAGACCACGAAAAGAUGAUCGCAAAACUGUCGGAGCGGCUUCGAGAAGGUGGAGUGUUGAUCAUUGUCGACUGGGUUGCCAUCUCAGAGAGUAACUGCCCAGACGCCCCUCGAGCCAAAGCUCUAUCAAAUCACACCAUGACGCGUAUGGGAUUUACUGAAAAUGAUGUAAAGGGGGCUUACGAAAAAGCUGGUCUGGAGGACUGGGCUUGGAAGUGGGCUUCGACGAGGUCUCAGGUACCAAAGGAGAUUGGAGGAGAACAGCAGCUCUUCUUCUCCCGUGGACGGAAGCCAGUCCAGUAG
Fusarium keratoplasticum is the source of this 831-nucleotide messenger RNA. RefSeq lists its product as uncharacterized. Lineage: Eukaryota; Fungi; Ascomycota; Sordariomycetes; Hypocreales; Nectriaceae. The coding region runs from base 1 to 831 and encodes 276 amino acids. The record is from RefSeq and is a predicted model, not a curated record. The transcript has 3 exons.